Molecule: messenger RNA, 3306 nt
Organism: Mitosporidium daphniae
Lineage: Eukaryota; Fungi; Microsporidia
Product: DNA mismatch repair protein MutS
Exons: 6
Coding region: 1-3306 (1101 amino acids)
Biological process (GO): mismatch repair
Cellular component (GO): nucleus
Molecular function (GO): ATP binding; mismatched DNA binding; ATP-dependent DNA damage sensor activity
Source: RefSeq, a predicted model, not a curated record
AUGAUUGCCCUUUUUGCGCUCAAAAGAGGAUGGUUAGGGCAUCACCUACAUCGGGCGCUUUGCCCUCUAUCGUCUUUCCGAAUUUUAACUCGAGCAUUUUCAGCAUAUUAUGCAAGGAUAGCCUCUCGAACCUUGGAGCCAGAGGGAGAGGAUUGCAAUGAGUCCAUAACAAAAGGUAUUCAUGGAUCAGAGGAGCCCGCAAAGACUGCCUCAAAUGCAGAGGGCGCGCAAUCCGGGGUCAUAUACCACUAUUUUGAGCUCAAGGAGAAAUAUCCGCUCUCAGAGUAUGAUUUCUUGCUAUCAUCAUGUAGCUCAUAUUUGCUGCUGUAUCAGAUUGGCGAGUUUUACGAGUUUUAUGGCCCAGAUGCGUUGGUCGCAUCUCGGGUAUUGGGACUUGGCCUUACCACAAAAAAGAUCCCGUCAUAUUUUGGGCGAAACCUGUUUCAACGAUUCCCCAAAAGCGGUUGCCAAGCCGCAGAUGAUAGUGGGCGCAGCAAGCCGUCUUUACCAGUACUCUACUUUACCGGAAUUCCCGUAGCCUCUUUCCAAGCCGGUUCGCAUAUGCGUAAGUUGGUCACCGAAAACACAUACAAACUGGUGAUCUGCGAUCAAUUCCCGUCUACAGAUCCCUCUAGCGGACGGAAUUUUGAAAGAAAAAUAUCUCGCAUCAUCACGCCCGGUACGCUUUCUGAAGACUCUGUACUGUCAGCUUCUAAUAACAAUUUUUUACUUGCCAUCAGUGGCGAAUUGAGGUCUGACACCUCUAUGACUCCAUCUCCCUUGGAUGAAUCUUCAUUUCCUGUGGCAGGACGUAUGGGUCUUGCAUGGAUCGACAUUUCAACCGGAGAUAUCUCAUUUGCAUCCACAACGUUAGAAAGCAUCGAGCAGUACUUGGUAAAGCUAUCACCAACAGAAAUCCUCGUCUCUCAACAAUACUCUGCCAUUAUUACGGAAAUUGCAGAGCGUGUUAGCCGCUGCAAAGGUGGAAAUCCUAUUUGUAUCACUUUGCGUUUAUUAAAUCUCUCUCCAAACGCGAGACUCAUCGUCAAACGAUUUUCCCCUGCAACAAGAGAAGAGGAGCUGGCCCUGACAAGCCUAGUGGAGUAUGUUCAGGAGACACAGGUCGAGAGCGCCACAACGCUCUUCAACUCCAUGGCGGCAAAGCAUUUCCAGUCGCGGUCGCCGCCACUCACCAUUGACUCACAGGCAUUUCGUGCAUUAGAGAUUCUUACAGGCUCUCGCACAGGCACUGAGAAAGGCUCCCUCUUUGGAACUCUCAACAUGGCCCAAACACCAAUGGGCGCCCGUUUACUUUCGCAAUGGCUGCAGGCACCUCUCACGGAUGUUUCGACAAUACGCGAUCGCCUAGAUGGUGUGGAGUUUUUUUUUAAAGAUCUCCAGCUUGUAGAUAAUAUUCGUGGCUAUCUUAAAGAGCUGACAGACCUCGAACGGCACCUCAAUACCAUCAUACUGCGACGAGAUGCAUAUGGAUCUUUGCGGCAUCUCUCCAGCAUUCGAAAGUCUCUUAUCUGUGCCAAAGAGGUGCUGGAUUGCUGCGCUAUUCUCUCUGCAACUGGAAUUGAAAUUCUCGCAAAGGCAAUGGAUGGGCUUUCAGCCGGAGUUAAUACCAACCUGUGCGCAUUUCUGGGAGAAAUUAUAGUGGAUGACCCGCCACAUCGUCUUUCCGAGGGGAACUUUAUUUCCAUAUCGUACCGAUCAAGAUCGGCACACUGGAGGCGCACUAUCGGACACUUACAGGUAAAAAUGCAUUCCAUUCGUGUUAACUUUGCUAAUGUUGCUUUUAUCGAUUAUUUCUGGACAUCUUUCACGGUAUAUCAACGGUAUGUAGGUGUUUCUGCGCUAAAGAUCAUCGAGUAUCGAAACAACUACAUGCUUGUCGAAGUCCCGCUGCGGGAUGGUCCGCUUACUGAACCCAUCUUUGUUCAGGAAACUAAAACAGCACAGUACUUUCGAUACCAGACUGCAGAACUUAAUGCUUUGUGUUCCUUUUCGGAAACACAUCAAGAAGAGUCUCUUAAGUUGGAAAUGGAUAUUUAUAAAAAGAUCUGCGAGCAGAUGAUAACGCAUGCGCCUGCAAUACGGGCCCUGGCCAAGGCCUUCGCGAUACUAGAUCUUCUCACCACCAUGGCACGUGUGGCAACCAUUCGAGGAUAUGUACGACCCGACAUUAACGAAGGGUACGCACGGACUGGGCUUUCAAUAUUUGGCGGUCGCCAUCCCGUUGUUGAACUUGGACUCACGCACACCGGGAUCCAAUUUGUUAAGAAUGAUUGCAUACUUGCUCAAGAAGAAAAGGACAAUCUAACCAGUACAAAAGGGGCUCGGUUUGCACUGAUAACCGGGCCAAAUAUGGGCGGCAAGAGCACCUUUUUGCGCCAAACAGCGCUGAUCGUUUUAAUGGCACAAUGUGGGUUUUUCGUCCCAGCAGACUCUGCCCGAAUUGGAAUUACCGAUGCAAUUUUUACCAGAAUCGGCUCUUCUGACAGUUUAACGACAAAUGAGUCCACUUUCAUGCUAGAAAUGAAGGAGACUGCUGCCAUUCUGAAACACGCCACCAAGCGUUCGUUGGUGAUUGUGGAUGAGAUUGGGCGAGGAACAAGCCCAUCCGAAGGUAAGGCUAUUGCAAGAGCCGUAGCGCAGUAUCUGAUUGAUAUGAAUCGCAGUCGGGUGCUAUUUGCUACGCAUUUUUAUGCUGAGCUUGUCGAUGGCAUCAGCGGCCCUUUCUUUCCUCCAAAGGCACAUGGAAAGGAGAGUGGUGAGGCUCAAAUUGAUUUUGUCGAUCAAAAUAACGGUAUGGUAAAUAGCGGGAUCAUGGCAGAUCAUGAGAUGACACCAGAUGGUUCGAGGAAAGCGCUUGGCCCAAACAGCUCCCCAUUAGGCCACAAAUCGACAUUGCACCGUCGAAAUUCAGCUGCUGGUAGUACAUCUUCACCAAUUGUAUUUUGGAAAACGAGUGCAAUUACAAACGAGUUUACAAAAAGCGUCAUUUUUCUACAUCAUAUCGUGCCUGGCCUUGCCUCAACUUCUAAUAGCGUGCAGGUUGCUCGGCUUGCGGGUAUUCCGGAAUCAAUUUUAAGGAACAUCGAGUCAGACAUACCAGAACACAAGCAAACAGAAGAUUUGGUAGAAAAAGAAGGUCUUGCACAAAAAAAAGGCUUGGCAGAACGGAACAUUCUUUGUGAGCUUCAAAAGUGUGACCUCGAUGCAAUUAGUGCCCGUUCCGCCCUUCAGCUGCUUUUUGAGUGGCGUAGGCGCCUUGAUGGCCAGUAUGGCCCUCAGAACUAG